CAGUCGCCGGCCGGGAGGCGUGUACCGAGGCGGCCAAUACGGUUCGUUCGGUGCUCAGUUUGCAUUACUCAUUAUCGGUGUAAAGAGCGAUAAUCCUCGUGCGGGCGGCAGUGUGUGCGUGUGGACGCGGGCGCCGGCACGGCGUGGAGCGCGCCUGCCCGACCCCGCCAGCCAUGGCGACCGCCGCGCCGCGCUACUGCUUCCCUCCGGAGACCUACUCCGCCGUCUACACCCCCGCCCCCGUGGUAACGUCAGCUGAAGAUGGUUGCGAGAGCCGGGAGUGCGCGGCCGCUGCGUCCGACAGUCGCCCCGCCACUUUACUCAGCUGCUUCAGAUGUGCUUUCAAAAACGGAAAAAGAAUUUUCCGAAGAGAAAGACUUGCUACGAAAACGAAGGUCGCCGCACCUGGCAAGGAGGAUGAGAGGUGGCGCAAGGAGGGCGCUCUGUUCCGCCGCUGGGGCCGCGCCGCCCCGCAGGAGGCGCCCACCGCGCCCCCGGCCGCCACCACCCCCUCCGAUCUACUCAAGUUCCUAGCUAUUAAUGCUUUAGAAUUAUCCGCGCCGGCGUCGGACGCGCUGCUGAAGUCGCGGUCGUCGGAGUGGUUCCAGCUGGCGGGGCACCCGGGCUCGCUGGCGCCGGCCGGGCCGGGCACGGUGUGGAAGCGCCGCGCGCCGGGCGACCACGCCGCGCACUCGCCCGAGCGCGACGCCUACGAGGCGCUGGCCGCCUGCCCGCACAUGCGCGCCGCCAUCCCGCGCUACUACCGCGAGCUGGAGUACCAGGGCGAGCGCUUCCUGGAGCUGCAGGACCUGCUGCACGGCUUCCGCGACCCGCACGUCAUGGACGUGAAGAUGGGCACGCGCACCUUCCUCGAGGACGAGGUGAGCAACGAGCGCGCGCGCCCCGACCUGUACGACAAGAUGGUGCGGCUCGACCCGCGCGCGCCCAGCGCCGCCGAGCACGCCGCGCGCGCCGUCACCAAGCUGCGCUACAUGCAGUUCCGCGAGCAGCGCUCCUCCUCGGCCGAGCAGGGCUUCCGCAUCGAGGCGGUGAAGCUGCCGGGCCGCGCGCCGCUCACGGACCUGCAGGCGGUGCGCGAGCCCCAGCAGCUGGCCGCCACCAUGGCGCGCUUCCUGGGCGCCAACGAGCGCGCGCGCCGCGCCAUCGUGCAGCGCCUGCGCGAGAUCCGCGACCUGUUCGAGAGCUCCGAGUACUUCAAGACGCACGAGAUCGUCGGCAGCAGCAUCUUCAUCAUCUUCGACGAGGAGCGCGCGGGCGCGUGGCUCAUCGACUUCGCCAAGACGCGCGAGGUGCCGGCGGGCGCGCGCGUGGACCACCGCGCUCGCUGGACGCAGGGCAACCACGAGGAGGGCUUCCUGUUCGGCCUGGACCGGCUCAUCGCCAUGAUGGAGGCGGUGGAGACCGACGUGUCGCGCUGAGCGCGCGGAGCCCCUGGACCGGCCCCCGCGCCCCGUGUGCCGCCCCCGCCCCCGCGCCCCCGCCCCCGAGUGGCCGCCCCCCGCGCCCGCCCGCUGCCGACAGCGCUCCGUGAUGUGAGCUCGAGGUGUACAGAAAUAACUAUUUUGUUGUGCAUUUGAAAAGAAUUGCGAUGUAUCGCUAACGUUUUGAUCUAGUCUUUAAUUUUAGAUAGGAUAUCUACUAUUGUAUAAAAAUAAUUAAUGUAUUAAAUACUUUUGAUAAUUUCAUAAA
Molecule: messenger RNA, 1710 nt
Organism: Plutella xylostella (diamondback moth)
Lineage: Eukaryota; Metazoa; Arthropoda; Insecta; Lepidoptera; Plutellidae
Gene: IP3K1
Product: inositol-trisphosphate 3-kinase-like protein
Biological process (GO): inositol phosphate biosynthetic process; phosphatidylinositol phosphate biosynthetic process
Cellular component (GO): cytoplasm; nucleus
Molecular function (GO): inositol hexakisphosphate kinase activity
Source: RefSeq, a predicted model, not a curated record